AAAUCCGCCAGACGCAAAGACAAAAACGGUCGCAACGGAAACACAAUUCGUUCUACGUUUGACAGUAGUAGUCAAUCAAAAGUGGAGUGGAAUUUUUUUCGGUGUGAAUAAAUUGCAAAAAUUAAUUUCAUAACGCAAAAGAAUUCAAUGCGAUUUUUCAAACGAAUUAUAAUUUCUUAAAAGUUCCAACCGUUUUCUACUAAUCAUGAUUCUGAAUUAUGGGCUGUAAUUCAUCCAUGGAUACGAAUAGUGUUUUAGAUGAACCUUUGCCAGGUGGGGGUGGUGGUGUUGGAGCUGGUGCCGUUGGUGGCUUAGCUCUGACACCCGCCCAGUGGCCAUUGUCACAAGCGAAUCAUUCGGAUGUUGUACGAGAAUUUGUUCGUCUCGACGAGAAAAUCAGUAAGCUGGAGGGUACCUGUCCGGGUCCACGUUUGGCCACCUGUGAAGCAUGGAUAGAACAUUUGCAAAGUCGACGCAAUGAGUUGUUGGGCCUGGACACAAGACUUGUUGAAAAUCCUCUCCUAAGUGGCGGUCUAUCAAAACAAGUCACAGCCUCGGCACCCGUUACAUCGUUAAUCGGCCAGACAAACAGUUUGCCCUCCCACGUAGUUGUGGACAAUCGUGAAAUGUCCAUUGAUGGCUAUACGGCUGAGCAACCAACGCCAUACAACAACAACAAUGCUGUGGCCAUAGUCGGCAAUGGAGGUGUCCGAAGUGGUUACCAGCAAAAUGGUAUUCUCCCAACGCAUUCCGGCAAUUAUAAAUCGCCCGUGGGGGCCGGUGGUGGUGGUUUUGUCGGCAAUGGCAUUGGUGCACCUCGCCUAAUCUCCUCUAAUAACAUAGUAGCGAAAACGCCUUCACAGGACUUAGUUAAUUUAGCUUUAAACUUAGGUGUAAUCGUUGAUGUAAACAAGGCUUCCACACAUGAAGAUUUUUUUGCACAGCUAAGUGAAUCCGCCAUGCAUUUGAUGGCAGUACGUUGUUAUGCGGAAAUUUUGGAACAUACAAAAGUUAGACUGAAAACUCUUAUGGAAAGCUAUGCUGAAUUGAAUGAGCUAUAUGUUAAUCAUGAUGGAAUAAUAGCUUUUAUUAGUGGCGGUACUUAUAUGAGUCGUUUGGAGGAAAGUUUGGAUGCCCAACUAGAGGUGGCACGUGAUAUCAGAGAUAAAUUGGGCAGUACAUUGGAACAGUGGCGGAUAUGUGGUCUCUUGCUUAGAGCAUGUGCCAAUUCUGCAACCCAAAGUCUUAAACAAUGGCGUAAACUUAAAACAAUAGUAAAUCCAAAGGAUAAAAUAGAAACAGCAUUGGCAUGUCGCAAAGACCUGCAAGCAUCGCUGGUUUCUUUGGAAUGUGCACAGCUCUCAUUGCCACACGUGGAAAUCAAAUAUACCAGUAAUCGUCAAAUUUUGGCCGUAAAACAUUGCAAUACCUACAUGAUUACCGAUAUUGCCAAUUUAGCGCGUUACGAACACACAACAAAAGUAUUUGUCUCCUACGAAUCGAACAUUUCGAAAGCCUCGGCAUGGCUUUAUGAGACAUUCAAUAAAACACUGAGGCUAGAUUUUGAACGAGCUGAGGAGAAAGUCAAAACAUUGGCUAAAAAUCUAAGAGAUCAUCGUGAGGAAAUAUUUACAAUGGCCAGAAAAUAAUUAUGUUUUGGUUUAGUUACUUGUUUUAAUGCUUUAUUGUAUAUUUUGUAUUGUUUAUUU
Molecule: messenger RNA, 1709 nt
Organism: Musca domestica (house fly)
Lineage: Eukaryota; Metazoa; Arthropoda; Insecta; Diptera; Muscidae
Gene: synr
Exons: 5
Coding region: 219-1649 (476 amino acids)
Source: RefSeq, a predicted model, not a curated record